Adineta ricciae is the source of this 1407-nucleotide messenger RNA. The record is from the annotation of a GenBank genome assembly. Lineage: Eukaryota; Metazoa; Rotifera; Eurotatoria; Adinetida; Adinetidae.
AUGGGUCUAUCACGAUUAAAUCGUGUUAUUGCCGUCUGUAUUCUUAUCGCUGCUAUUAUUUAUGGAUGGAAGACUUUAUUCGAAGCUCGACGUCCACCGUGUUAUUCAAUUGAUGUAAAAUAUUUUGGUUCAGGGGUUUCACCAUCAACUGAUGCAGAAGAUUUGUCGAUCAAACCGUUUCAAGUCCCUUUUGAUCGAUCACAAGUUGAUGAUAUGAUAAGUCGUGUGCGUAACACAAGGUUCUACGAACCACAGAUCGCUGUUGACAAUCGACAUGUUAAUAAAUCAAGUUAUGGGUUUAAUCGACAGACAGCUGAAAGUGUUCGUGAAUAUUUAAUCAACACUUUUGAUUGGAAAAAGACCGUUCAAGAAUUGAACACAUUUAGCCACUUCAAAACCAACAUUGCCGGUUUGGAUAUUCAUUUUGUUCGCGUAAGAAAAAAUGCGCAGACGAAUAAGAAAAGGGACGCGAUCUUGUUCUUACAUGGUUGGCCAGGUUCAUUUCUCGAAUAUCUCGAUGUUGCUCGACAAUUCAAUUCGUCAACUACUGGAAAUUAUGAUAUAAUCAUUCCAUCAUUACCCGGUUACGGUUACUCAGACGCGCCACUCCGAGGCGGCAUGAAUCCACCACAAAUGGCUCGUAUUAUGCAAAACUUAAUGCAACGUCUCGGACACAGCUCGUAUGUUGUUUGUGGAGGAGAUUGGGGAUCGUUUAUUGGCACACAUAUGGCCCAAUUGUAUCCUGGUCAUGUUCGAGGACUUUUGAUCACAUUAGUCACACCAGCUUUAACAGCGAAACACUAUGUUCAACUAGGACUUGCUCAUUUUCUCACGCCAACGAUUUUACUUGAUUUUGACGAACAAGAUUUCUUAGAUGAACGUUUCAAUGCGAAAAAAUAUCUCGAAUUCCUUUGGAAAGAAGGUGGUUAUUUUCAUCUACAGGCUACUCGACCUGACACAAUCGGCUAUGCUCUCAAUGAUUCGCCACUUGGCUUAGCUGCCUAUAUAUUAGAAAAAUGGUCACGUUGGAGUAAUACUCAACAUGACGUUGAUCAAUCGAUCAAUUCCGGUCUCGGUCGUUUCACACUUGACCAACUUCUUUCCAAUGUUAUGCUAUAUUGGACAACAGGAACAAUAACAUCAUCCAUGCGUCUUUAUUAUGAACAUAUUACUUCAUUAGCUUCUGGUUAUGAUGACAAACUUUACUAUGGCCCAUUAGCUGCUUCCGUACCUGUAGCUAUUGCCAAUUACCGUAAUGAAUUACUCUACGUCCCACGCACAAUUGCACGUGCUCGAUAUCCAAAUAUUAAAUUAUGGCUAUAUCAUGCAUCAGGCGGCCAUUUUGCUUCCAUUGAACAGCCACAAGAGUAUUAUCGUGAUGUCGAAAAUUUCUUAUCACGACUUUAA